Salvia splendens (bonfire salvia) is the source of this 5320-nucleotide messenger RNA. RefSeq names its product myosin-6. Gene Ontology annotation, cellular component: cytoplasm; membrane; myosin complex. The coding region runs from base 401 to 4924 and encodes 1507 amino acids. The record is from RefSeq and is a predicted model, not a curated record. NCBI's taxonomy places the organism in Eukaryota, Viridiplantae, Streptophyta, Magnoliopsida, Lamiales, Lamiaceae. Gene Ontology annotation, molecular function: ATP binding; actin filament binding; microfilament motor activity. The transcript is spliced from 39 exons. Gene Ontology annotation, biological process: actin filament organization.
UUUCUGUCUCUCUCUUUGUCGUUUAUUCGUCCACAUUCCAAGCUGAACGCCUCUUCCGAUUUUCUACAUUUCAAUUUCAAAAUCGGAGCGGCGAUUAAACAGAGCUUAUGUUGCUUUCAUAUGCUAGAUUUCUUCAACAUUAGUGUUUUUUUGUUGGCAUAUGUGAAUGAAUUGAAGAGCUUGUGCAUACGAUUAUAGCGAUAAUUUGUUGGAUAGAGUUUGUAGAUUGAAGUGAUUUGGGAUUACAAUUCUGCAUUUGCUUAAGUUGUAAGUGCAGCGGUGGGUUUGAUCUGUUAUUGUGCAGUGUUGUUUAUAUAUUUAUUGAGUUUUGGUUGAGGAUUGGCUGCGCUGAUUGAGGUGGAACUGGAGUUUCUGAUCUGGUUGAAGUUGUUGCAGCACGAUGGUUGCUUCAGCUGCUACAGGAGUUGGCUCUCUUGUUUGGGUGGAGGAUGCUAAUGAAGCCUGGUUAGAUGGAGAAGUUGUUGCAGUCAAUGGUGAAGACAUUACAGUCCUUUGUACAUCAGGGAACACGGUUGUUGCUAGGUGUUCUAAUGUCUAUCCCAAGGAUGCUGAUGCUCCAUCUUGUGGGGUGGAUGAUAUGACCAAGUUAGCAUAUUUGCAUGAACCUGGAGUUCUGCAGAAUUUAAAAUCUAGAUACGAUAUUAAUGAGAUAUAUACUUACACUGGUAGUAUAUUGAUUGCUGUCAAUCCUUUUCAAAGAUUGCCUCAUCUCUAUGAUAGUCAUAUGAUGGAACAAUAUAAAGGAGCAGCCUUUGGUGAGCUGAGUCCACAUCCAUUCGCUGUUGCAGAUGCUGCUUACAGGCUUAUGAUGAAUGACGGAAAGAGUCAGGCAAUUUUGGUUAGCGGUGAGAGUGGGGCAGGUAAAACAGAAAGCACAAAGUUGCUUAUGAGAUACCUUGCUUACAUGGGAGGACGAUCUGCAGGAGAAGGAAGGUCAGUCGAGCAACAAGUUCUUGAGUCAAAUCCUGUUCUUGAGGCAUUUGGUAAUGCAAAGACAGUGAGAAAUAAUAAUUCAAGUCGUUUCGGUAAGUUUGUCGAGCUUCAGUUUGAUCAAAGGGGUAGGAUCUCUGGGGCUGCCGUCAGAACAUACUUGCUUGAAAGAUCUCGUGUUUGUCAACUGUCAGAUCCUGAAAGAAACUAUCACUGUUUCUAUAUGCUCUGUGCUGCACCCCAAGAGGAAGUUCAAAAGUACAAGUUGGGAAACCCAAGAACAUUUCAUUAUUUGAACCAGACAAAUUGCUAUGAGCUUGAUGGAGUUGAUGAUGCCAAAGAAUAUAUAGCAACAAGGAAAGCAAUGGAUACUGUGGGAAUCAGUGUUCAGGAACAGGAUGCCAUAUUUCGAGUCAUUGCUGCAAUUCUCCACCUUGGAAACAUUGAAUUUGCAAAAGGGAAAGAAAUUGACUCAUCAAUGCCUAAAGAUGAAAAAUCUUGGUUUCAUUUAAGAACUGCUGCUGAGCUUUUCAUGUGUGAUGCAAAAUCCUUGGAGGACUCGCUCUGCAAAAAGGUUAUUACGACUCGUGAUGAGUCCAUAAUCACGGAUGUGGAUCCAAAGACUGCUGCUUCUAGGAGGGAUGCUCUAGCCAAAGUUGUAUACUCAAGGCUAUUUGACUGGCUUGUGGACAACAUUAAUAAUUCAAUUGGUCAAGAUCCAAAUUCGAAGUAUUUAAUAGGGGUCCUGGAUAUAUAUGGAUUUGAGAGUUUCAAGACUAACAGCUUCGAACAAUUUUGCAUAAACUUGACUAAUGAGAAGCUUCAGCAGCAUUUUAAUCAGCAUGUUUUCAAAAUGGAGCAAGAAGAGUAUACAAGAGAAGAAAUUGAUUGGAGCUACAUUGAGUUCAUUGACAAUCAAGAUAUUUUAGAUAUGAUUGAGAAGAAGCGAGGUGGCAUUAUCGCUCUUCUUGAUCAAGCCUGCAUGCUUCCUCGUUCAACCCAUGAAACAUUUGCCGAAAGUCUGUACCGGGAGUUUAAGAACCAUAAACGCUUCAGCAAGCCCAAGCUGGCUCGUUCUGAUUUUACCAUUUGCCAUUACGCUGGUGACGUAACUUAUCAAACUGAGUUGUUUCUGGACAAAAACAAGGAUUAUGUAAUUGGGGAGCAUCAGGCACUCCUGAAUGCUUCUGAAUGCUCCUUUGUUUCUGGUCUGUUCCCAGUAUCAGAUGAGGAGUCCUCCAAACAGUCCAAAUUCUCUUCCAUUGGCUCAAGAUUUAAGCAACAACUGCAAUCUCUUCUAGAAACUCUGAGUUCAACUGAACCUCAUUAUAUUCGCUGUGUGAAGCCAAACAAUCUUCUUAAGCCUGCAAUAUUUGAGAAUCAUAAUGUCCUGCAACAACUGCGCUGUGGGGGUGUUAUGGAAGCAAUUAGGAUCAGUUGUGCUGGAUAUCCUACUAAACGACCAUUCUACGAAUUUAUAGACCGAUUUGGCAUCCUUGCACAUGAAGUUCUAAAUGGAAGUACUGAUGAGGUUGCUGUUUGCAAGAAGCUUCUUGGGAAAGUAGGACUUGAAGGAUAUCAGAUUGGUAAAACAAAAGUGUUUCUGAGAGCUGGGCAGAUGGCCGAGCUGGACGCUCGAAGGACUGAGGUGUUGGGAAGAUCAGCAAGCAUAAUACAGAGGAAAGUUUGUUCUUAUAUGGCUCGAAAAAGUUUCACAUUAAUUUGUCGAUCUGCAAUACUUAUUCAAUCUGUAUGCCGAGGAGAACUUACACGGAAAAUAUAUGAAAACAUGCGUCGAGAAGUUGCUUGUCUUAGGAUUCAGAGAGAUUUGCGUAUGCAUCUUGCCAGGAAAACAUACCUAGAGCUAUGCUCGUCUGCUAUUUGCAUUCAAACUGGGAUGCGUGGAAUGGCUGCUCGUAAUGAGCUCCGCUUUAGAUGGAAGACGAGAGCUGCAAUUGUGAUCCAGAGUCAUUGUCGCAAGCUCUUAGCUCGUUUAGAAUAUACGAAGCUGAAAAAAGCUGCAAUCACCACGCAAUGUGCAUGGAGGUCAAAGGUUGCUCGUGGCGAACUGCGUAAACUGAAGAUGGCUGCAAGAGAAACUGGUGCUCUGCAAGCUGCCAAGAACAAAUUAGAGAAGCAAGUUGAAGAAUUGACUUGGAGACUGCAGCUAGAGAAACGAAUGAGAGGUGACCUAGAAGAGGCAAAAACACAAGAGAAUACAAAAUUGCAAACAGCUCUGAAAGAUCUUCAGCUACAGUUCAAAGAAACUAAAGACAUGUUGUUGAAGGAAAAAGAAGUUUCAAAAAGGGCUGCUGAGCAAAUCCCUGUAAUUCAGGAGAUUCCGAUCAUUGACCAUGAAAUGAUGGAUAAACUCAGUGCUGAAAAUGAAAAGCUCAAGGCCCUGGUUAGCUCUCUGGAAACCAAAAUAGUUGAAACAGAGAAGAAAUAUGAAGAGACAAACAAACUUAGUGAGGAGAGGUUGAAGCAAGCCAUGGAUGCAGAAUCAGUGAUAGUGAAAUUGAAGACUAAUAUGCACAUUCUUCAAGAGAAGAUCUCUGACAUGGAAACUGAGACCAAAAUUCUUCGGCAUCAGACCUUGUUGACCAAUUCCAAGCCAGGACUUCAAUCAGAAUUUGGUAACAGGGUAUUGGAAAAUGGGCACCAUGCUAGCGAAACAAUUAGAACCAAUGAUAUACCACAUACCCCUGUAAAAGCAUAUGAAACCCCUGGCAGCAAACCAAGGAGACCGCCAACUGAUCGUCUACAGCAUGAGGAUGUUGACACUCUCAUGGAAUGUGUAACAAAAGAUGUGGGGUUCAGUCAAGGAAAACCUGUUGCUGCUUUCACUAUAUACAAAUCUCUUUUGCACUGGAGAUCAUUUGAAGCAGACCGGACUAGUGUGUUUGAUCGUCUUAUUCAGAUGAUUGGUUCAGCUAUUGAGGAUCAAGACAGCAAUGACCAUAUGGCUUACUGGUUGUCAAACACCUCCACCUUGCUGUUCUUACUCCAAAAAAGUCUAAAACCUGCUGGUGCAGCUGCUGCAACUCCUGUCAAGCCGACCUCUCUGUUUGGGAGGAUGGCCAUGGGUUUCCGUUCUUCACCUUCAACUGUCAGCCUUGCUGGUGCUACAGCAGCACUGGAAACAGUGCGCCAAGUUGAAGCCAAGUAUCCUGCUCUCCUUUUCAAGCAGCAGCUCACUGCAUAUGUUGAGAAGAUAUAUGGAAUUAUUCGGGACAACUUGAAGAAGGAGUUAAGUUCACUGCUUGCUUUAUGCAUUCAGGCUCCAAGAACCUCUAAGGGAAAUGCACUAAGAUCUGGGCGAUCCUUUGGCAAAGAUUCCCAAACAAAUCACUGGCAGGGGAUUAUUGAUUGCCUAAACUCCCUUUUGAUAAUCCUGAAAGAAAAUUUUGUUCCUCCUGUUCUCACCCAGAAGAUAUAUGCUCAAACAUUUUCAUCUAUAAAUGUUCAAUUGUUUAACAGCCUUCUACUACGCCGUGAGUGUUGUACAUUCAGCAAUGGGGAAUAUGUCAAAGCUGGACUGGCAGAGCUUGAGCUAUGGUGCUGCCAAGCCAAAGAAGAGUAUGCAGGUUCAGCUUGGGAUGAACUAAAACACAUAAGACAAGCUGUUGGGUUCCUGGUUAUACAUCAGAAGUACAGAAUAUCUUAUGAUGAAAUCACUAAUGAUUUAUGUCCUAUUUUGAGUGUUCAGCAGCUCUACAGAAUAUGUACAUUAUACUGGGACGACAACUAUAACACUCGUAGUGUGUCUCCUGAAGUUAUAGCCAGUAUGAGGGUGCUAAUGACAGAGGAGUCAAGCUCUGCAAGUAGCAGCUCAUUUCUGUUGGAUGAUAGUUCCAGCAUCCCGUUCUCGGUUGACGAUCUUUCCAACUCAAUUGAAGUGAAGGAUUUCAUAGAUGUGAACCCAGCACCGGAUCUUCUUGAGCAUCCCGCCUUUCAAUUUUUACACAACUGAGGCAGUGGAACCAAGAUAACGGUGGGUUGGAUAUCACAUACUGUAAAUUCGUUUUCAAAUUUUGUUUCUAUAAAUUACAAAAAGUUAUUCUUUAUUUGUUGUUUUUUAGUUUGUUCAAAGUUUCUCCGCAUUAGGGGCAGGAAAUUCAUUCAAUCUGCAAAAUGCUUUGGUGCUUUUGUAUGGUUUUUGUCGGGCCAAAUUCUUUUUUUUAGAUUAGGAAUAUAUGCCUUCUCCAGAGGUGGUUGGGGAUUACCACCCUAGUGUAAUUUGUAAGUCGUUCAUGUUUUACAAAUAUAUAGUGAAAAAGAAUGUUGAUAGGUUGUUGUACGCAGUUUGUUUGUAUUCGACUUUAUACACUUGAGUGGAAAAUACUUAUACUCCCUCUAUUCCAACUUA